AUGGCCUCAGCCCUCCCGCUGCUGCUGCUCUGGGUGUUUGCCCCCACGGUGGUCCCAGAAGUGUUUGGCCCUGGCGAUGGCACAGGUAACUCGUCAUCAUUGGCCACAUCUGUGCUGGUCCCUGCCCUGUCAGUGCCCUGUGGCGGGGGCCUGGGCGGGGGGAACCCCAUGCCGGUCUCGCUCAUGGCUUCUCUCUUCUCCUACCCAGAGGACGUCAAGGCUCUGCAGGUCUCCAUCCCACGCCACCCAGCCCUUGAUGCCGUGCUGGCGGGCGACAUCACCAUCCCCUGCCUCAUCACCUACCUUGGCCCCCAGCCCACUGCCGGCACAGCCGGGCGCCGGGCGGUCCUGGGAACCCCCCGGGUCAAGUGGACCUUCAUCUCUGAGGGCAGGGAGGUGGAGAUCUUAGUAGCUCGGGGGGACAGGGUGAAGGUGAGCGAGGACUAUCGCCACCGUGCCUCCUUGCCCAUCUUCCACCAGCGCUACACCAAUGCCUCCCUGCUGCUCACCGAGCUGCGGCCCAACGACUCGGGGAUCUACCGCUGCGACGUGCAGCACGGCAUCGAGGAUGGCCACGACAUCCUCGAUGUCAAAGUCAAAGGUGUGGUGUUCCACUACCGGGAGGGCUCCAUGCGCUAUGCCUACACCUUCGCCGAGGCACGGGAGGCUUGCGCCAGGAUCGGCGCCCACAUUGCCACCCCUGAGCAGCUGUACGCUGCCUACCUUGGCGGCUAUGAGCAGUGCGAUGCUGGCUGGAUCGCUGAUCAGACCGUCAGGUACCCCAUCCACACGCCCCGCGAGGCCUGUUACGGAGACAUGAACGGCUUCCCUGGGGUGAGGAACUACGGGGUGGUGGACCCGGAGGACAUGUAUGACGUAUACUGCUACGCCGAAGACCUCCCAGGGGAGAUCUUUUUGGAGACGACCCCAGACAAAUUCACACUGGAGGAGGCAGCGGCGCGCUGCCGGGCGCUGGGCGCGGAGCUGGCGAGCACAGGGCAGCUCUACGCG
Messenger RNA from Pelecanus crispus (Dalmatian pelican), 1011 nucleotides. Lineage: Eukaryota; Metazoa; Chordata; Aves; Pelecaniformes; Pelecanidae. The record is from RefSeq and is a predicted model, not a curated record.